AUGAACAGCCACGCCUCUAUCGUCGAUCUCACCUCGUCCGCUCCGUCCACUAGACCUCCCCGGCCCUUCCCCGUCCGCCUCUCCUCAUCACCGCAACAAGCCACUGGAGACUUUGCCUCCUCUUCUUCCUCUUCCUCUACGCCUCACAGGGGCCGACAAAUUCACCGUGGUGUAAAGCGCCGGCGUCUGAGUAGUGACAGUGGCUCCCGGGCAUCGGCACCAUCGGCGCUGGCUCAGCCGGAAGAUGAUGAAGACUUCGUGGAAGCAAUCGACUUGACAGGUGUGGAUGGGUCCGUUUCGCUGGCAAAGGCACUGGCAAAGCAGCGAGAGGAUGCAGUCAAAGCUCAACAAUCGCUCGAACACGGGAAGGGGCGUUCGGUUCUGGCCUCGUACAACUGCCCCGUGUGCAUGGACACACCCGAGGAUGCGACAAGCACAGCCUGUGGUAAGUCAUCCGGUCCGAAAAUUCUUCGGCGCAGGACAUGGGCACUGAUUCUCAGUCUACAGGUCAUCUCUUCUGUCACAAAUGUAUCAUCGACUGUUUGA
Molecule: messenger RNA, 546 nt
Organism: Penicillium riverlandense
Lineage: Eukaryota; Fungi; Ascomycota; Eurotiomycetes; Eurotiales; Aspergillaceae
Exons: 1
Coding region: 1-546 (181 amino acids)
Source: RefSeq, a predicted model, not a curated record